This is a messenger RNA of Trichoderma gamsii, 930 nucleotides long. RefSeq names its product serine/threonine-protein phosphatase PP1. Lineage: Eukaryota; Fungi; Ascomycota; Sordariomycetes; Hypocreales; Hypocreaceae. The coding region runs from base 1 to 930 and encodes 309 amino acids. Gene Ontology annotation, cellular component: cytoplasm; nucleus. The transcript is spliced from 4 exons. Gene Ontology annotation, molecular function: protein serine/threonine phosphatase activity. The record is from RefSeq and is a predicted model, not a curated record.
AUGGCAGACCAACACGAGGUCGAUCUCGAUUCUAUAAUUGACCGGCUGCUCGAGGUCCGAGGCAGCCGGCCCGGAAAGCAAGUCCAGCUCCUCGAGAGCGAGAUUCGCUUCCUGUGCACCAAGGCCCGUGAGAUUUUCAUUUCUCAGCCCAUCCUCCUUGAGUUGGAGGCUCCUAUUAAGAUUUGCGGCGAUAUUCACGGCCAAUACUACGAUCUUCUGCGUUUGUUCGAGUAUGGUGGCUUCCCCCCUGAGGCCAACUACCUGUUCCUGGGCGAUUACGUCGACCGUGGCAAGCAGUCCCUCGAGACAAUCUGCCUGCUCCUCGCCUACAAGAUCAAGUACCCCGAGAACUUCUUCAUUCUGCGUGGCAACCACGAGUGUGCCUCCAUCAACCGUAUCUACGGCUUCUACGAUGAGUGCAAGCGCCGAUACAACAUUAAGCUUUGGAAGACGUUUACGGAUUGCUUCAACUGCUUACCUAUCGCCGCUAUCAUCGACGAGAAGAUAUUCACGAUGCACGGAGGUCUCAGCCCCGAUCUGAACUCGAUGGAGCAGAUUCGUCGCGUCAUGCGCCCCACCGAUAUCCCCGAUUGCGGUCUGCUGUGCGACCUUUUGUGGUCCGAUCCCGAUAAAGAUAUUACUGGCUGGAGCGAAAACGACCGUGGUGUGUCCUUCACAUUUGGUCCCGACGUGGUCUCCCGUUUCCUGCAAAAGCACGACAUGGACCUCAUCUGCCGUGCCCAUCAGGUCGUAGAAGAUGGCUACGAGUUCUUCUCCAAGCGCCAGCUCGUCACUCUGUUCAGUGCCCCCAACUACUGUGGCGAGUUCGACAACGCAGGUGCCAUGAUGAGCGUAGACGAGAGCUUGCUCUGCUCAUUCCAGAUCCUUAAACCUGCUGAGAAGAAACAAAAGUUUGGAAGCCGGCGUUAA